Boeremia exigua is the source of this 957-nucleotide messenger RNA. RefSeq lists its product as uncharacterized. Lineage: Eukaryota; Fungi; Ascomycota; Dothideomycetes; Pleosporales; Didymellaceae. The transcript has a single exon. The coding region runs from base 50 to 793 and encodes 247 amino acids. The record is from RefSeq and is a predicted model, not a curated record.
CCUGGCUUUGAAAUCUUCAAAAACCCCAAAACCCAGAAAUACGCAUCUCAUGGCUGACUUUUCGAGACUGAGUGCCGAGGACCGUGAUGUUGUUCGGCACUGGACAGAAUACGGACAGCGAGGGGCAACGCCAAAUCGACGCAUCCUGCCUUCUGACUGGCCUAGCAUCAAACCAUUUGUCGCACCCAAGACAUCAGAAUGGUCAAUUCCGAUUGCCGCACACCAGCUCCCGCUUCUUAUUGCAGGAUUCUUGCCAUCUGAGUCGGACACAGCAUCCAUACAAAAGAUGAUCGAAGCAGGUCUUUUUGAAGUUGGCGAUUACAUUCAGACCCACGCGUACAUGUCAACCUCACAAAACAACCUCAAUCAUGUUUCAGAAGAUAAAUGGUUCAUCUACACAGACGGGCCAGAUGCCGACGGCAAAAUUGAUGUGCACAUGCACCGAAGCUGGACUGGCCUAAAAUCCUUGCAACUUUCCAUCCAAGCAGACCGACUUCACUCAGAAGGCUGUCAUAGUAGCACUGGCCUCGCUAGGAUCACUGGCAUAACAUGGGAGCCGAAUGCAAGCAUGAGUGAAGAAGAAGACGAGGAAGACGCGAAAGAUAUAGCUUUAGGAGUGUGCGAAUGGGUAUUGAAUGUUGAUUUGGAGGAAACGCAACAGACAGUCCGACGGACCCCAGAAGAACUGUCGAUCAUGUUUGGAAGAGCUAUAGAGUUGAUUUCGCCGAGCGGUCCUCAGACAUUGAACCGCACUGGAUAUAACCCCUGGAAUAGUGCUCGCGCCUACGCAUGAAGUUGAUUCAAGUUUAUGUUUCCUCGGAUCAGUCUUGGUAUCAAUUAGAUGUCCUGAAGUCGUAGCAUAUAUGCCACUUGUGACCUUAUGUUAGUCUCCCAACAGUGUUUAUAUAUGAGAUGAAUUCACAACUAGGAUUCGCCGGUGUAAGCAUGCUGAAAGAU